Messenger RNA from Adineta steineri, 3246 nucleotides. The record is from the annotation of a GenBank genome assembly. Lineage: Eukaryota; Metazoa; Rotifera; Eurotatoria; Adinetida; Adinetidae.
AUGACGCAAGCAACAGUAAAUGUCGGCAGUAGUGUCGUCAAAAAUCUCAAUCCUAAUGCUCAACAUUUUUCGGCGAGCGAUUACAACACCGGAACAGUACUAGCCGGACCGACAGUGCCCAGUGAUGAUUUAUAUGGAGAGUAUAUUGAUAAUGGAACAGGAUCUUAUCUUCGACAACAUCAAUCUCAUAUGUAUCCAGUCGAUCCAUCGUCAAUCGACACUCUUCAACAACAACAACAACAACAAACAGAAUCGAACUUUGCCGUACAUGAACAUGCGGCCAUGCUCGAUACAAUUGAUCAUCAACAAACACCACUUUUAAAUCCAAAUCAUCUUCAUCAUCCUCAACCACAUAUACAUCAGACAAUGCCAGACGAAGAACAAGCUCAACACUCACAACUGACACCAGAACAAUUACGACAACAUUUAAGAAAACAACUUGAAUAUUAUUUUUCUAGAGAAAAUAUGGUAAACGAUAUAUAUUUAAAAUCACAAAUGGAUGCAGAUGAUUAUGUACCAAUAACUAUAAUUGCAAAUUUUAAACUUGUUAAACGUUUUACACGUGAUUUACAAUUAAUUGUUGAUGUUCUUAAAGAAUUACCAUCUGUUGAAGUUGAUGCUGAAGAAAAAAAAGUUCGUUCAGCUGAUGAGAAAAAAUAUCGUCCAACUGGUAAACGUUGUAUUAUUAUUUUACGUGAUGUACCAUUAGAUGCAACUGAAAAUGAAGUAACGGAAUUAUUUUUAAAUGAACAUUGUCCUGCACCGGCCUUAGCUUGUGAAAGAGCUUUGGAAUCAGGUACAUCAGAUUGUUGGUAUAUUACAUUUAAUAGUGAAGAUGAUGCACAAAAUGCAUUUUUAUAUUUAACACGAGAAAAUGUUUCAAUACGUGGCCAUAAAGUUUUGGCUCGAAUGAAAGCACGUCUAUGGCAAAAACCAUCAUCUGUACCUAGUACAAAUCCAUCCACGCCUGUGUCACCACCGGUAUCAACAAAUAAUAGUGGAGCAACAAGUCCUCCACCACCACCACAACAGCAACAACAACAACCUAUUCAAACAUAUCAAAAUUCAGCAUUUGUUCCACAACAACAACAACAGCAACAAGUACAACCACCUCCACCACCUCAGUACUCAUCUCAUCCACAACAGCAACAGUUUAAUCAACAACAAAUGCCUCCACCAUCUCAACAACAACAUGCUCCUGUUUAUAUGCAACCAACAACAAGUACUCAUCCAAAUCAAACAUCAAUUUUAGGAAAUAUUCAACAACAAACAAAUAAUUAUCGUCAUCCAAUGCAUCCAUCUGUUGCUCCACCUCCACCACAACAUGUUGCUGCUCAAUUUUCAACAGCUAAUCAAACACAACAUCCGUCUUCAUUAGAACAUGCACAAGCUUUACAACAUUUACGUAUGAGUUAUCAAAAUUAUGGUCCUAAUACACCAUUUGAUCGUACUACAUGGACUACAGCACAUCCACAAACUGUUCAAACAACACAACCAACACUUUCAUUUGCUACAAGUGCUCAACAAGCCAAUAUGACUUCGUAUCCAACAUCAAUUCAUCAACAACCACAAUUUAUUGCUGCAAAUCAUCCUGUAUUUCAAGCAGGAAAUUUAUGGUAUAUGUCAUCUCCUUAUCCAGCUACAGAACAAUAUCCAACAAUGGCGUAUAAUGGUGCGAGUAAACAAAAAACUCGAAUGCCACGUGAAUAUCCAAUAACAUCUAAAUCACGUAAUUCAACUAAACCAUCUAGUGCUCGUAAUUCUCGUCAUGAAGGACUUCAAAUGAAUAAUGAACAUUCAAAUGAAUUGCUCGACUAUUGUCAACACAGUACUCCACAUUCCGAAGGUAGUAGUUCACCAGUUCCUCGUGCCGAAGCAGUAAUUAAUCGUACUAAUGAACCGAUAGUACAAGCAGUAUCAAAUACAUCAUUACAACAUGUUCAAACAUAUCCUCCAAAUACAAUUGAUACAUCAAUUAAUGAUAAUAUUGAUCACUAUCAUCAUCAUCAGUCAACAAAUGAUGUUUUAUAUAAUAAUGCGAACAGUCAUGUCCAACAACAAGGAUCAUCUGAUACUAAUUUAUCCCAAGAACAAACAAAUGAAUCACAAAAUUUAGGCAAAUUUCCAGUUCAAUCUUCUUAUCCUUCUUCAACAUCAAUUGAAAAUUCCAAAUUAAAUUAUCAGCCACUAGAACAACGAAAACCACCUUCAAUUAAUCGCGAUCAACAACAACAACAACAGCAUCCUUCCAAUAAUGAUAAUCAACAACAACAAUCAAAUAAAAAACUGAAUCCACAACAAACAUCAAUCCGUCCAUUAAUGUCAGGUGAUAAUCGAUCAAACCAAAAUUCCAAUCGUCCAUCAUCUUCAUCACAACAAGGACGACCUCAACAACAACAACAGCAACAAACACGAAUGAAUUCAAAUUCGUCAACACCCUUAACUGUCACAAUUCCUAAAGUACCCUCAGCAACUUAUUACAAUCAAACAUCAUCAUCAUCACCACAAUCACCAAAUUCAAAUCAAAAAGCUCAACAACAACAGCAACAACAACAAUCUAUUGAUAAUAAUGGUCCUCGUACUUAUGCUGAUAUGCUUAAAGUGAAACAAAUUCCUCAACAACAACAAACAGACUCAACAAAAUCUCCAACUAAUGAAACAAAUGAUUUAUCAUCACCUCGUGGUCAAUCACCCAUAAAUAAUAAUCCUAAAACUGAUUCUGUUUCCGUUAAUCCAGAAACGAAUGGUCCAUUAUCAUCAUCGUCAGCAUCUGAUCUAUCUCCUUCAAAUCAAACUGAACCACCUGCACCUACGUCUCAAUCAUCAACAAUAAAUGAAUCAAAUCCUGUUCGUCGUAAUAGUUCAGCAUCAGAUCAUCCUCAACAACAACAUUCAUCAUCACCAUCACAUCAACAGUAUAAUAAUUCACGUGGUCGUGGUGGUGGUGGCGGUCGUGGAGGAGGAAACUAUCGCUAUUCUAAUGAACGUCGUUCUGGUUCAAGUAAUAGCUUAAAUCGUGGUGGCGGUGGCGGCGGUCGUGGAGGAGGUCGUCGUUCAGUAAAUAAUAAUGCUGGUCCAAAUGGUCCACCAGCUUAUCAAUCACGUGGCAGUGGUAAUCGUGGUAAUGGAAGAUUUUUUGAUCGAUCACGUGGAGGAGGUGGUAACUAUCACAAUAGUAAUCAAACGGUGCAUCGUUUCACCGGCAGCGCAGGCAAUGUUGAACCACAGGUUCACUAUGCCGAAUAA